This is a messenger RNA of Cyphellophora attinorum, 549 nucleotides long. RefSeq lists its product as uncharacterized. The transcript has 2 exons. The record is from RefSeq and is a predicted model, not a curated record. Bases 1 to 549 code for a protein of 182 amino acids. Lineage: Eukaryota; Fungi; Ascomycota; Eurotiomycetes; Chaetothyriales; Cyphellophoraceae.
AUGGCAAAUUACAGACCACUACCGCACCUAUCUCCUGUACGGCGAGUUAUCACAGGCCAUGACAACAGCGGCACUGCGAACUUCGACCUUGAUGAGAAGCUCACGCCUGUGGCAGUGGCAGCUUCUGCAGAUGCACCCAUGGGGUUCACAUUGAUUCAUCGCACCACGGAGUUCCCUGUCGACAACCAGGGCGGUAGCGACGAAUUCGGACCAGAAAAUCUGCAGCGGUCGCGGUUUCCAAGAGGCAUUGUCUGCGAAGUCGUCGACGUGCCGCCGGCUGGCACUAGUCAGCCACACUUCCAUCGCAACGUCAGCCUGGACUACGGAGUGAUCAUGGAGGGUACCCUCGACCUGAUACUGGAUGGAGGCGCGAAGCGAACACUGCACACUGGCGAUGUCUAUGUUCAGAGAGGCACAAUACACGGAUGGAGCAAUCCCGGCGACAAGGUCUGUCGGUUCAUGACAGUCAUUGUGCCAGCGCAAAUCGUCGUUGUGCAGUCGACUGGUGAGGCUCUGGGGUCGACAAAGCUGCCGGGACUGACGGACUGA